Capsaspora owczarzaki ATCC 30864 is the source of this 3823-nucleotide messenger RNA. RefSeq lists its product as hypothetical. NCBI's taxonomy places the organism in Eukaryota, Filasterea, Ministeriida, Capsasporidae. The transcript is spliced from 4 exons. The record is from RefSeq and is a predicted model, not a curated record. The coding region runs from base 152 to 3706 and encodes 1184 amino acids.
UUUUUUUUUUUUACUUUUCUAUUGAAUUUUUACAUUAUUAUUUUUUUGACGUUUCAUCAUUUUUUUUUCUUUUCCAAUCUUGACGUCAGACAUUUGAAACAAGAGCGCGUUUUCAACUUGCACUUCAACUUCAACACACAAACACACAACCAUGGCUGACGAACAACAACUGAAGCAGUCGCUGAUCUCGUCCAUGAAGCAGCAGGGCGACGCCGAGUUUGGCAACGUCCCAACAACGAACAAGGUCGAAAUCUGCUUUGCAUUCGACACAACUGGCAGCAUGAUGUCGUGCCUGCUCACAGUCCGACAAAACCUCGAGGCGACCAUCACUCGCCUCUUUGCCGAGAUCAAGGACAUCAAGAUCUCCAUCAUGGGCAUUGGCGAUUACUGCGACGACCAGUCAACGUACGCCGUCCGAUACAUGGACCUGUCCCGCAACAAGGACGAGCUCUGCGCGUUCGCAAAGUCCGUCUCGGCCACUGGCGGCGGUGAUGCCGACGAGUGCUACGAGUGGGCGCUCUACAAGGCCCAGCUCCUGAGCUGGUCUGAGGACACGGCCAAGUCGCUCGUCAUUAUCGGAGACUGCUGCCCUCAUCGCCCAGAGUACACGACGCUUGGAGUGGACUGGCUCGAGGAGGCCGAGCUGCUGGCCUCCAGGGGAAUCAAGGUGUAUGGCGUGCGCGCCUUGCACAACACCACAGCUGAGGCCUUCUACAAGCCCCUCUCUGAAAUGACUGGCGGCCAGUACAUUCAGUUUACCAGCUUCCACUUGAUCACGGACAUGUUCAUUGCGUUCUGCCUCAAGGAGUCCUCGGACGAGCAACUCGAGGCGUACAAGGAGGAGGUUGCCAAGUCUGGGCGCAUGAACAACGAGCUGUCGAGCAUCAUGGAGACCCUGGCUGCCUCGUCCACCUCUGGCUCCCGCAUCGGCCGCAAGUACCGCAAGAAGAAGAGCACCGAUGCUGCUCCCGCCAACUCCGUCGUUGGAGACCGCGUCAACGGGCCGCGAUACGGCUACAACUUUGAGACGGAAAAGUUUGAAACGUACGUUGCCGACACUCACGCUGGGAACGCUGCCAGGUGGACUGAGAUGCGUCGCGAGCUGGUUGCUGCACGCGCGCGGGCGUCGGUCGACGACCGGCAAUCGACGCACCCGUCCUUCCCCGUCGAGGAAGUUGACCGCGACACCCUCGAUCGACUCGUCCUCGAUGUGGCUGCCAAGCGCAAGCCGUCUACUGCUGCCGCCGCUGCCGCUGGUUCGUCGUCCGCGACCUCUGCCGCCGCCGCCAACUCUGCAUCCACCCCGACGGCCAUUGCCGCAAACGGUGCCUUCACGAAGCCGGCUCUGGAGCACAUUCUGCGCAACAACAAGGGAGAUCUCGUCCAGGCUUUGGCCAGCGUCGACGAGCUGAUCAAGCAGCAAGACUUUUUGGCGCUCUUCACCGACGCUGCCGCCUUUGUGCCGCACUACGACGCCCAGGUCAAGCGAUACAACGAGUACGUGGCAGCACUGACCCUUUUGCUCAAGUACAGUGUCGAGAUUAGCCAGAGCGCCCGAGUGCGCGUGCUCGCUGCCGCGUGGGCUCGCCAUGACUUUGUCCUGGCCGACUUUCUGCUGGCUCAUUCGCAACUCUGGGGCCUGCGCGAGGUUCUGAAGGCGCUCCAGCUUCUUGACACAUCUCGUCGUCUCCGUGCCUAUGAGAAGACGCUGCGCAAGUUUGACGAAGUGGCACAGCGCGCCUUGGAGUCGAGCCUUGCUGCCCGCGCCGCCAACAAGGCUGCAAAGGAGGCUGCGGCAGCUGCUCGAGCUGCAGCUUCUCCAGCUGCUGAUGCCCCAGCUGCUAAUGCUCCAGCUGCGCCUGCUUCAGAUGCUCCAGCUGCGCCAGCUCCAGCUGCUCCUGCUACAACUGCUCCUGCUCCCGCGGCCGAGACUGCCGCUCCUGCUCCUGCCGCUCGUGGCGGUCGUGGUGGCGCCCGUGGCGGCCGUGGUGGCCGUGGUGGCCGUGGCGGCGCUCGUGGUGGACGUGGUGGCGCUCGUGGCGGCCGUGGUGGACGUGGUGGUCGCGGUCGUGGUGGACGUGGUGGUCGCGGCGGUCGCGGCGGUGCUCGCAGCGAACCUGUUCGUGAUGCCACUGCCUCGGAUGCUGCUGCCCCGACUCCCGCAAGUGCCCCCGCUCCCCACCUCAAGUUCCUCCCCCGCCAGCGCAUUCGUGUGAUCAAGGAUGCCAUGGAGAACUUGCGCUCCGAGCCUGUGCCCCACGGCUCCGUGUCUGGUGCCCUCGCCAGCCGCGUUCGCGAGUGGAUCAAGACCAUUCCCGCGCACAUGCUGGAGUACUACGCAAUGACCUUCCCGAAGGAUCCCUGGAGGGAGCUGGCCGAUCUCUGCCACAUUGGCCCGAACUCGGACAUGCCGCAAGCGGCUUGGUUUAUGCGCUUUGUCCACGGCGACCCCGUGCCCGACGGAUCGAUUGUCAAGGACUGCGCAGAGGUGACUGUGGAGAAUGUGAACGAUCUGCUCAAGCGCCACAACAUUCCCUACUCUGUGCUGCGCCAACUCGCAGACUGGCCCAAGCUGUUUGCCGCCAUGCCGCCGGCACUGAAGACGCGCAUCGCCGAGUACACGCCGAUCGACACGCUCCUGUGGUGGUUCUUUGAGGAGGCAAACUGCGUCGAGACGGAGGCUGUCUUGGCCCGCAAGCUCACCGCCCUCGCUGAGAACAACAACACCAACUGCUCGCUGGAUGCGGCCGCCCCCGAGGACCGCCUCAACCUCGGUGUGGGCAAGCUCAUGGAGCGCAUUCUCACGUGCAAGAUCACGAACGCUGGCCUUUCGUUCAUUGAUCCUUUGCUCGAGAUUGCCGACAAGGCAAUGCGCGCCCUGACCCUGUCGCUUGAGGCGCCGGUGGUCUGCAUUGGCGAUGCCUCGGCAUCCAUGCAGUCGGCCAUCCGCGUCGCCACAAUCAUCGCCUCCCUGUGCAAGACGCUGACCGAGGCCGAGCUCAUCUUCUUCAACGACGUGAGCAUGAAGCCGCUCCACCCGCCGCACAGCGUCAAGGACGUCAUCACCGUGGCCACCUCGAUUCUCGCCACGUCCAAGACGGCUCCGGCUGCCGCCCUGUUCCCCUACUACAAGGCCAAGACUGUGGUCAAGUCGUUCCUCAUUGUCACGGAUGAGGAGGAGAACUGGUCGUUUGAGGGCUUUGACUUUACCGAGCUCUACGGUCGGUACUACCGCGAGGUCUACCCGGCCAAGCUGAUCUUUGUGUCCUUCCUCGGUCAGCGCUCGGACGGCUACAUGGUCCAGGAAAUCAUGGAUGCCGGCCUCCCUGCCCCCUUGCAGUUCAAGCUCGAUCUGAACCGCCCGGAUUUGACCAAGGUGGAUGGUUUCCUUGGUAUCAUGGCUGCCCAAUCGUCCCACUUUACCACCGAGGUUGCGCGAGUCGCCAAGCUCGUUGCCGACAAGGGCUUCCAAAACGGACUGCUCGCCGACCGCUCGCUCGUUGGCGCGGCGGUGGCCUCGGCGUUUGAUGCUGCCCGUGCGUCCGCCUCUGCCGCUCCCAGCGCACCCCAGAUUUCCAAGGAAGAGCGUGCCAGCGCCCGCACCGCCCGCAAGGCGGCAGCGGCAGCGGCCAAGGCCGAGGAGGCCGCCAAGGCGAAGGUUGAAGACGCCUCGAAGGCAUCCACCAGCAGCUCAACUGGCAAGUAAAUUGGUGGCAAGUAAAUUGGUGGUAUCGUGAAACUCGAUGAAGUGUGCUUUUAUUGUCUUGUGGUGGUUUGUUUGUGUGUUUGUUGUUCUUGUUGUGAAAUAUCAGUUUCUUUUUUU